GUGGUUCUGGACACCCUUGUCCAUGCGCGCCCCCCCAAAUCCCGUGUCCACCUGGACCACACCCCCUGCCCUGCCUUCAUCAUUUUCGCGACUUGCCUCUUUCCACCGAACCUCAGCAUUUCAGCUGGCAGCAGCAGCAACAGCCCUCUUCCCUUUUGCUUCUUUUCUUUUUGGUCUCCCGUCGUGCAUCGCCUGCAUCAUUGAUGAAGAAGAAGACAUGAACUGCCGGUGCACCUCACCUACCUUUGCUUUCCUUUGCCUUUUUGAUAGGCGCAGCAACCAUCCUUCCUACUCUGUACCUUAUUUAUUAGCAGGCAUUCUCAGCCACUGACGACGUACGAAGACGGCAUUCUCGUCAGAAAUGAUUUCCCUGCCAAAAAAUAAAGAACGCCAGAAAUCAAAACGUGAGAACUGGAAACCUGUCCUGUCCAACCCAACCCACGGAACCUUUUUUUGAAUCAACAGCCGGAGACUGGAGAUGGUGUCCUCAGACCAUGACGACAACGUUCCAUAUGUGUGUGGGCAACAGGUACAGGUAGGCGCCCUGGGGGACAUGGAAAGGCUGGAUGCAGCAGGCACAUCGCAUUCGUGGCGUCCCGUUUGUGCUGUGUAGUCGUUGGCGUUCCAUACCGUGCACAGCAGGUUUCGGUCAUGAUUGAAGUUUCCAAAAACGUCAACGAUGAAGAUGGAAGUUUUGUCCCCAGAUCCCCUUCCUGUACGCUGUCUAUCAUAACAAAGUCCAAUGCAUCUGUAACGGCCAACGGACUCGCUCGGGACGGUCUUAGCUUGCACUUCAGUCGAGCGUUUCCAUCAGGCUGGCGGUCCAAUAUGGGCAUUAAGGUUCAGCCUGUGGCCUCCUCGCAUCAAUGUCCGAGGGAAAAUCCAGUGCCACUUGUACCCAUUCCAACGAGCCACGCUGGGUUGCCCAUGAGACAAGCGAUAGACGAUGCAUGGGCGAUCAAUAACGGGUGUCUCUAGAGAGGGCCCCUUCUUUCUUCCGUUGCACCCAGCCAACACCCCGCCAAAUAUGUCAACCGUAUUCUGUUAUGUCAUUGCUGUCUAUGCCUCGGAAGCAAACAAGCACGAGAACAAGGUUCGUUUGAUGUCUUCGGGGUUCCAACGCACUUAGACGCUGCAGGCAGCAAAUCAGGACACCAAACGACAACAAAGAAAAAUUGAGAGCCACCAACAGUGCCGAAAACUUCAAAGCUUCCAGACCAGAUCACACAAUGCUGGCUGCCGCCUUGUGCCAUAUGGAAGCCUGUUGGAAGGUCACGUGCUGUUCCGCCAAGGGUUGGUCCAAGCUUCUUUUGGAAGAAGCACGCACCACCCGCCCACUGUGGGCGCGCGACACACCGAGCAGGACGCGUUGGGAAAGGUCCCCUCAUUCGGCAGCUGUUUCGUCCCUCAUCGCGAAACCCAAAUGACGCCGACAGCAACACGGCGCUAUCUCAAGACAGUAUCUUUUGUUUGUUGCACUCGAUUGAUUUCAGAAGAAUAGUGGCCAUAUCUUCUCUUUUUUUUUUCUGACUCGGCUGUCGAGUCGACAGCACCAGAGACAAGAUGCAUAUCAAACAGAUUAUUAUCCAGGGCUUCAAGAGCUACAAGGAACAAACCGUCAUCGAACCUUUCUCUCCAAAGACCAAUGUCAUUGUCGGGCGCAAUGGCUCUGGCAAGAGUAACUUCUUCGCUGCGAUCCGAUUCGUUCUCAGCGAUGCCUACACCAACAUGAGCCGCGAAGAGCGGCAGGCUCUGCUGCACGAAGGAUCAGGCUCUGCGGUCAUGUCGGCCUAUGUCGAGAUCAUCUUCGACAACACCGACAAGCGUUUCAGCGAACCGGGCGAUGAGGUGGUGAUUCGGCGGACGAUUGCCCUCAAGAAGGACGAAUAUUCCGUCGAUCGAAAGGUCCAGACCCGCGCAGAUGUGUUGAAGAUUCUCGAGACGGCCGGUUUCGCCAAGGAAAACCCAUUCUACAUUGUACCCCAGGGUCGCAUCGCGGCCAUCACCAACAUGAAGGAGUCCGAGAGGCUCAACCUUCUAAAGGAAAUAGCGGGUACCAACACCUAUGACGACCGGAGGAUACAGUCGCUCAAGAUCAUGGCCGAAACCAACAGCAAGCGCGACAAGAUUGACGAGACUCUGGUGUACAUAAAGGAACGACUUAGGGAGUUGGAGGAAGAAAAGGACGAGCUUCGCGACUUUCAGGACAAGGACAGGGAACGCAGGUGUCUCGAGUAUGCCCACUGGCACCGUCUGCAAAAGACCAAUGCUGAGACUCUUGAGCAAGUGGAGGAAGCCAGGCAAGGGGGGGCAGGGGCCUCUACGAAAGAUCGUGCCCAACUCCGAAAGACGGAGAAGGAGAUUGCUGUUCUGGACCAGAAGGCCCACGAACUCAGACAAGCUCUGGAGUACCUCACUAUCGAACGGCGCCAACUGGAUGACGACCGCAAGGACGCGGCUAGGGCGCGUGCCAAGGCCGAGCUGAAGACCAAGCAUUUGGACGAGAGCAGGCAUGUCCGCGAACAAACACGACAAAGGCAGGAAGCCGAGCUUCAGGAGGUCAGGCAAAAGAUUCAACAAGCCGAAGCAGAGCUCGUCAGAGUGCAGCCCGAAUACGAGAAGCUGAAGGCUGAAGAGGCUGAGAUCAAGACUCAAAGAGACUCUGUUGCUGCUGGGCGAAAACGACUUCUUGUCAAACAGACCAGAAGCAGUCAGUUCAAGAACAAGGCGGAACGCGAUGCAUAUCUUCGCAAUGAAAUCCAGGAGGCGACAUCAUCUCUCGGUCUCCAAAAAGCGAACGCCAUGGACGCGAGGGAGCAAGUUCAGCAAGUGGAAAGUUCAAUUGCGCAGCUUGAACAGUCCAUUCAGCAUAUCAGGGCCAGAAUGGAAAGCUAUGGAGGCAACCGCACUGCUCUUUUUGAGAAGUUGACCAAGGCGCAGGAGGCCAGGGAACAGCUUGAAGAGGAACGAAAGCGGCUUCGUCGUGAGGAUGACCGGCUCAGCUCGCAGAUCAGCAGCACCAGGAUGGACAGAGACCAAGCAGAAUCGCAUCUCUCACAUGCUAUGGAUUCGGCGACGUCCAAGGGUCUUGCCACUAUUCGAAGGCUUAAGCAGGAGAAGAAUAUUCCCGGCGCUUACGGGACGCUGGCAGAGUUGAUGAGUGUGCCGAUGGAUGCCUACAAGCUGCCAGUGGAACAGGUCGCAGGAAACAGCCUGUUUCACUACAUCGUGGAUAACCAGGCCACAGCGACGAUGCUGUCUGAUCACCUGUAUAAGAAUUACGGCGGUAGACUUACCUUUGUGCCCCUCGAACAGAUUCGCCCAAGGCAGGUUAAGAUGCCGAGGGCGUCCGACGCCCAGCCCCUCAUCAGCAAGAUUGAGUUCGACCCAUUAUAUGAGAAAGCAUUCCAGCAAGUAUUUGGCCGGACCAUCAUCUGCCCAAGUCUGGCUAUCGCUUCUCAGUACUCACGCUCACACGGCCUUGACGCCAUCACUCCCGAAGGCGACACAACCAACAAGAGGGGCGCAAUGACGGGUGGUUAUGUCGAUGCCAGGAGAUCACGUCUGGACGCGGUUCAAAAGGUCAGCAAACUGCGUGAGAUCUACGAGGCACAGUUGGCAGAUGCUGCCAAAAUCAGAAAGGAGAUCGAGGUGAUAGAUCAGAAGGUCACGGCAGCAAGGGGCGAGGAAACCAAGAUUCAGCAACAAAUGCGCCGCUUCGACCAGGAUUAUGACCCUCUCAAGGGCGAGCUUCAGAGCAAAAAUUCGCAGCUUGAACGCCAGCGGGCUCAUUACGAGUCUGCAUUGUCACACUUGGCCGAAGUGGAGAAGAACAUGAAGGAGUUGGACGAUUCCAUUCUGGCAUCGCAAAACGAAUUGGCCCAGGACUUUAAGAAGACCCUGUCAGCGAGUGAGGAGCAAGAGCUCGAGCGCCUAGGCAAUGAGUUGAGCGCUCUGCAGAAGGAGUUCAAGGCGAUCAGCACAAAGCGGAUUGAUCUUGAAGGUCGCAAAAAGUCUCUUGAGCAGGAGCUGAACACCCAUCUCCGACCUCAGGAAGAUCAACUUCGAAGCCAGGCUUUCGAGGCCACGACGGCAGGUGGUACUGAAAGCUUCAAAGACGCUCAGAAGGAACUCAAGAAGGCUCAAAAGCUGGCGGCGGAGGCGGAGGCGUCUUUGAAGGAGAACGAGCAGCAGACGGAGCAGACAAGCAGUGAGCUGACCCAGGUAGAAGCUCAAAAGGCGCAAAAGGAACAGGAGCUCCAGGAACUGCAAAGGCGUAUUGAGCAAUACCAGAAGAAGAUGGAGAAGGCCAUUCAGACGAGGGCUCGCCUCAUCAGCCAGGCUGCUGAGUAUGCCAAGAAUAUUAGAGAUUUGGGUAUUCUGCCUGAGGAAGCUUUUGGCAAGUAUGAGAAGAUGAAAUCCGAGCAGAUCGAAACCAGACUUGCCAAGGUCAACCAAGCCCUCAAGAAGUACAAGCACAUCAACAAGAAGGCCUUUGAUCAGUACAACAGCUUUACCACACAGCGAGACAACUUGCUGAAGCGCCGGAAAGAACUUGAUACCUCGCAGGCCUCUAUUGAGACGCUCAUUGAGCAUCUUGAUCAGGAGAAGGACGAGGCCAUUGAGCGUACCUUCAAGCAGGUGUCGAAGGAAUUCUCCACCAUCUUUGAGAAGCUUGUUCCAGCUGGUCACGGACGUCUUGUCAUUCAACGCAAGGCGGACCGUGCCAAGAACAGAGCUGCGAAUAAUGACUCGGAUGAGGAGGGUGUCAGUGGGGUUGAGAGCUAUACUGGUGUUGGCAUCAGUGUGUCUUUUAACUCGAAGGUCAUGGACGAGCAGCAGAAGAUUCAGCAGCUCAGUGGUGGUCAGAAGAGUUUGUGCGCUCUAUGCUUGAUUUUCGCCCUCCAAGCGGCAGAGUCCAGCCCGUUUGUCAUCUUUGACGAGGUCGACGCCAACCUCGACGCACAGUACCGUACGGCAGUGGCCAGCCUCUUGCAGUCGAUUUCGGAGGAGCAAAAGACGCAGUUUAUCUGCACGACUUUCAGGCCGGAGAUUGUGCAUGUUGCUGACAAGUGCUACGGUGUGACGUUUCACAACAAGACGAGCACGAUUGACUGUGUGAGGACGGAGGAUGCGCUCAACUUUGUUGAUGGGCAGAAGAAGUAG
Podospora pseudocomata is the source of this 5166-nucleotide messenger RNA. RefSeq names its product Structural maintenance of chromosomes protein 3 (gene SMC3). The transcript is spliced from 4 exons. The record is from RefSeq and is a predicted model, not a curated record. Gene Ontology annotation, molecular function: ATP hydrolysis activity; double-stranded DNA binding; cohesin loader activity. Bases 1564 to 5166 code for a protein of 1200 amino acids. Gene Ontology annotation, biological process: mitotic sister chromatid cohesion. Lineage: Eukaryota; Fungi; Ascomycota; Sordariomycetes; Sordariales; Podosporaceae. Gene Ontology annotation, cellular component: chromosome; mitotic cohesin complex.